This is a messenger RNA of Quercus robur (English oak), 1445 nucleotides long. RefSeq names its product protein phosphatase 2C 37-like. Bases 142 to 1365 code for a protein of 407 amino acids. The record is from RefSeq and is a predicted model, not a curated record. Gene Ontology annotation, cellular component: cytosol; nucleus. The transcript has 4 exons. Lineage: Eukaryota; Viridiplantae; Streptophyta; Magnoliopsida; Fagales; Fagaceae. Gene Ontology annotation, biological process: protein dephosphorylation. Gene Ontology annotation, molecular function: cation binding; protein serine/threonine phosphatase activity.
CUUUUCUCAAACACUCUCUCUCUCUCUCUGAUAGAAAUAGCUUCAGUGGGAUAACCAUUUAAUGGGUCCUCUGGAGCGUAACUAAAGAUCCUUCAUUUCUCUCUUCUAUUUGCUAUUUCGUAAUUCUUGAGAAAAAUUUCAAUGGCUGGGAUUUGCUGUGGAGUUGUGGGAGAAGGAGAAGCAACGGCUGCGAUUGAGCCGAGCUCUCGAGCUUCGAGGCGGAGGAGAGUGGAACAGCUCGUCCCUUUGAAGCUGAUGGCUGACGCGGCGCCGCAGACACUGGCUAGUCCCGGUAGGAAACGCCAGAAGCUAGUUGCUCCGCGGCGAGGCUACGAAAAGGAGAGCGCAGACGCCGUCGUAUUGAGCGACGGGAAACGAGAAGAGGAAAGCGAGGUGUUUUUGCAUAAGAAUCAAGAACAGAGUUCCCGUGAGAGCCCGAAGCCUUUGGAGGUGAGCAAUGAAGUGGGGCAAGUGUGCCUUAAGUACGGAGUAACCUCCGUUUGUGGACGAAGAAGAGACAUGGAAGACGCUGUUUCAGUCCACGGUUCCUUCUCAAAUAAGUCUCACUUCUUCGGCGUUUUCGACGGCCAUGGUUGCUCUCAUGUCGCUAUGAAGUGUAAGGACAGGUUACAUGAGAUGGUGAAGGAAGAGGUUGAAGGUAAAGGUGAAGGAGUGGAAUGGAAGGUCACGAUGGAGAAGAGCUUUGAUCGGAUGGACAAGGAAGUUCAGGAAUCUAGUGGGCCUGUCAUGGGCUCAAAUUGCAGGUGCGACCCCCAGACUCCGCAGUGCGACGCCGUUGGAUCCACCGCCGUGGUUGCCGUCGUGACUCCGGAGAAGAUCGUCGUCGCUAACUGCGGCGACUCCCGCGCCGUGCUUUGCCGAAAAGGCGUCGCUGUCCCUCUCUCCGUUGAUCACAAGCCCGACCGACCCGACGAGUUGGUUCGGAUCCAAGAAGCUGGUGGUCGCGUAAUUUACUGGGAUGGCGCUAGAGUUCUAGGAGUCUUGGCUAUGUCCAGGGCAAUAGGUGACAAUUAUUUGAAACCGUACGUGAUAUCGAAACCGGAGGUGACGAUAACGGAUCGGACGGCUGAGGAUGAGUGUCUAAUCCUGGCGAGCGAUGGGCUUUGGGAUGUGGUGUCAAACGACGUCGCUUGCAGUGUGGCGCGCAAUUGCUUGAGAGCGCAGAACCCGCCCUCGCCGCCCAUGUCGCCGGGAAGCAACGCGGCGGUCGGCGCCGCUUCGGAGAGCUCCGACAAGGCUUGCUCCGGCGCCUCAAUUCUGUUAACCAAGUUGGCCUUGGCUAGGCAUAGUACGGACAACGUAAGCGUUGUUGUUGUUGAUUUGAGAAGAAAUCAUCACUUAUAACCCUCUUCGAUUAUAGAAUACAUAAAACCAAUCUUUGCCAAAAGAAAAAGGAAAGAAAAGUUAAAAAAAGAAAAAAAGAA